AUGCUAGCGCGCCCAAUCAGAGCAAUGGGCGUGGAGAAGGAGCUGCUGAGAGCCGGCACCGGCCCGAAGCCCGUCCCCGGUCAAAACGUCACCGUUCACUGCACCGGAUUCGGUAAAAAUGGUGAUCUAGCUAAAAAGUUCUGGAGCACUAAGGAUCCAGGACAAAAACCUUUCACUUUCCAAAUCGGCCAAGGCAAAGUUAUCAAAGGCUGGGAUGAGGGGGUAUUAGGGAUGCAAGUGGGAGAAGUUGCUCGUUUGCGGUGCUCUCCGGAUUAUGGCUAUGGCCCGAGCGGUUUUGCAGCUUGGGGUAUUCAGCCGAACUCGGUUCUUGUUUUCGAGAUUGAAGUUCUGAGUGCUGAGUAA
Striga hermonthica is the source of this 363-nucleotide messenger RNA. NCBI's taxonomy places the organism in Eukaryota, Viridiplantae, Streptophyta, Magnoliopsida, Lamiales, Orobanchaceae. The record is from the annotation of a GenBank genome assembly.